GGCGACGGCGGCGGGUUGCGGCGGCCUUUCGGCUCCGGGAAGAUGGCUGAAAGCGAGCGUCAGCCGGAGUCCGCUGAGGGGGCAGCGCCUCCGCCCAGCCAGAAAUUCAUGGUCCCCAGAAAGGAAAUCAACAUGGUCCCUGACAUGGCAAAGUGGAAACGUUCUCAGGCUUACGCGGAUUACAUCGGCUUUAUUCUCACGCUGAAUGAAGGCAUCAAGGGCAAGAAGCUGACCUGUGAAUACAAGGUCUCCGAGCCCAUCGAAAAACUGGUAGCUCUGCUGAACAUGCUUGACAGGUGGAUCGACGAGACCCCCCCAGUGGACCAGCCUUCUCGUUUUGGGAACAAGGCCUUCCGGACGUGGUACGCCAAACUAGACCAGGGUGCAGAGAACCUGGUCGCUACCGUGGUCCCCAAGCAGCAGGCGGACGCGAUCCCCGAGGUGGCCGUGUACUUGAAGGAGUCGGUGGGGAACUCCACCCGCAUCGACUAUGGGACAGGCCACGAGGCCGCCUUCGCCGCCUUCCUCUGUUGUCUCUGUAAAAUCGGUGUCCUCCGGGUGGAUGACCAGCUCGCCAUCGUCUUCAGAGUCUUCAACAGGUACUUGGAAGUGAUGCGGAAGCUCCAGAAAACCUAUCGCAUGGAGCCGGCUGGCAGCCAGGGCGUCUGGGGGCUGGAUGACUUUCAGUUCCUGCCCUUCAUAUGGGGCAGCUCACAGCUGAUAGAUCAUCCAAACCUGGAGCCUCGUCAUUUUGUUGAUGAGAAAGUGGUGAAUGAGCACCAUAAGGAUUACAUGUUUCUUGAGUGCAUCCAGUUCAUUACAGAGAUGAAAACAGGCCCGUUUGCUGAGCACUCCAACCAGCUGUGGAACAUCAGCGCAGUCCCUUCCUGGUCCAAAGUGAACCAGGGCCUCAUCCGCAUGUAUAAAGCUGAGUGCCUGGAGAAGUUCCCCGUGAUCCAGCAUUUCAAGUUUGGCAGCCUCCUUCCCAUCCAGCCUGCUGCAUCUUAAGGAGAUUUUUUUCUUUUUUCGUUUUCUUUGUGCAGGGGGUGGCAGGGUGCAGCCACAGCACGCCUCUUCCCCUCCCCGCCAUCCUGCCCCUCGGGGGCCACGCCGUGUCCCCCCACCCCUGCGCCCUCAUCCUUGCAGUGCAAGCUGGGUCAAAGGAGCGGCCCAGGAGAGCUUCUGAAGCGCUUGUAUGAUCUCAUGGCGAUAAAAGGAGGGGGGGAUACGAGGGGGGAAAUCACGGCGGAAGAGCUAAACUUGACUCCGGAACAUGACAAUCUACACACACCGAGCUGUCCUUUGUCCUGACAUGUUUGGCGCGCUUGUGUUUGUUUUGUUUUUUUCAUGUUUAAGUCCUGCUGUAUACUGAUCUGGGAAGAUGCAAGUGAGGGGAUAAACUCGGCCUGCCAGAAGUC
Varanus komodoensis (Komodo dragon) is the source of this 1418-nucleotide messenger RNA. It is a transcript of the gene PTPA, whose product is annotated as protein phosphatase 2 phosphatase activator. Gene Ontology annotation, cellular component: cytoplasm; nucleus; protein phosphatase type 2A complex. The record is from RefSeq and is a predicted model, not a curated record. NCBI's taxonomy places the organism in Eukaryota, Metazoa, Chordata, Lepidosauria, Squamata, Varanidae. The transcript has 10 exons. Gene Ontology annotation, molecular function: protein tyrosine phosphatase activator activity; peptidyl-prolyl cis-trans isomerase activity. Gene Ontology annotation, biological process: mitotic spindle organization. Bases 43 to 1008 code for a protein of 321 amino acids.